AUGUCUGAAGCUGUAGGAGAAGGAAGUUGUAGUAAAAAAACGAAGAAAACUGAUGCCUCAGAUCCUGAAGUGGUGCUCGGGCACCGUGUAGUUCAAACUCGCGAUGUAAAGUGGCUAUGUGUGCCAGACAUUUACCAGAAGUUGCAUAGACCUAAUUUGUAUGAUAUUGGCGGCACAUAUAUGCAUGAAGUAGCAGACUAUUGGUUCAUGUUCAAAUCGGAACAAGUGGGUAACAUUUUCCUGCUGCACUUGUUUAUUUGUAACCACACAGAAAGCUGUUUCACGGUCGCCGUCAGCUGCAAUAGCACUCUCAAAGUUGAUAAGAAAAACAAAAUAGUUUAUUUACAGCAGUACCAUAAGGAAUUUGAAUUUAAAAAAGUCCCAGAAAUGUUUCACAGUUACCUUACCACAUAUAACUUUACAGAUAUUGAUGUUGAACUUUUUAAAGACAAGAAUUUGUAUAUAGCAGUAAAUUUCCCCUGUGACACCAAGGGAAUUAGUCUUGAUGUAAUUAACAGGAUUAAAAUUAACCAUGACUGUGGGGCUCUAUUGACAGACCCUAUUGAUUCAGACUUCACCAUAGAAUCUGCAGACGGAGGCAAGUUUAAGAUUCACAAAGUCAUUCUAGCUGCCCACAGUGAAGUCUUCAAAGCAAUGCUUAAAGAAGAGACUGCUGAGAGUCAGAAUAGUUAUGUUAAACUUGUAGAUGUCAGUGAAGAAGAUCUACGUGGUAUGCUAGAGUACAUCUACACGGGCACAGUGAAAGAUGUAGAAAAUGUGAAUUUUGCUAAUUUGUUGAUGCUAGCAGACCGAUAUAACUUACAAGGUCUUUGUGAACUGUCACAGUAUGCUCUCUCAGAGCAGUUAGGAUUAGACAAUGCUUUUGAUAUUUUAGUCAUCUCAGACAUGUAUGACUCUGACUUUUUGAAGAAUGAAGCUUUAAAAUUCAUAAAAACUAAUCCGGAAGUGCUCGACUGUGCUACGUUUAAGGAGAUUAAUAGUCCUGCUUUGAUAAGGGAGUUGUGCACCUACUUAGCUAAGUAG
Molecule: messenger RNA, 1044 nt
Organism: Arctia plantaginis
Lineage: Eukaryota; Metazoa; Arthropoda; Insecta; Lepidoptera; Erebidae
Source: the annotation of a GenBank genome assembly